ACAAAACAUGUGCGAUUGUUUUCUUGUGCACGAGUACAUCGAAGUAUACACACGGUCGGAGUGCACGGCUCCACGAUCAGAAUAUUUUUUAUUAGAAGAGCCGAAGCUCUUGGAGGAAUUAAAAAAAGUGUUUUUGUGAAGAAGUUUAAUACUUGAAAGAUGCGUCGACUCAAAAAGUAUGCCUCUGGAGAAGGUGCCAGUUACAUUACCCGUCGACAGGCUCUGCGAAAACUGCAGCUAUCGUUGAAUGAUUUCCGUCGUCUGUGCAUCGUCAAGGGAAUUUAUCCGCGUGAACCGAAACAUCGUCGUCGUGCUCAACGUGGUUCAACCGACAUCAAAAUCCUGUACCACACAAAAGACAUCAAAUUCCUGUUGAGUGAACCGAUUGUGUGGACACUUCGUGACUAUAAGAUCUUUAAUCGCAAAGCAGGCAGAGAUCGUGCUUUGAAGGAUUUCCGUGCAUUGAAUCGUCGUUUAAAGGCUAAACCAGAACUGAAGUUGGAUCACAUUGUGAAAGAGCGUUACCCCACAUUCAUCGAUGCCAUCAAAGAUUUGGACGAUUGUUUAACGCUUCUGUUUCUGUUCAGCACAUUUCCGUCAUUGAAAUAUGUGCCCAGAGAGCAAUCGGCAUUGUGCCGUCGAUUGACCAUUGAAUUUUUGCACGCAGUCAUUGCCUCAAAAUCGCUACGUUAUUGCUUCAUUUCGAUCAAGGGUUACUAUUUCCAAGCCGAAAUCAAAGGACAAAAAGUGACAUGGAUGAUUCCACAUUAUUAUCCGUUCCAGCCACAGUCACGUUCCGAAGUCGACUUCCGAUUGAUGUCAAUCUUCGUUGAAUUCUACACAAUUAUGUUGGGCUUCGUAAAUUACCGUCUAUACAAUCAAAUGAAUUUGGUCUAUCCGCCACAAUUCCCAACGAAUCUGUUCCAAGACACAGAAGAAUCGUUGAGCGACGAACAUGCAUUUGUGUCAGAACGAAUUGCUGCAUUGAACUUUGACUUGCUAAAAAUCGAUCCAACGGUCGACGAAAACGAAGCCGAUGACGAUUUGAAUAUCGAUUUGCUCGAGGGUGAGAAUGAAUCCGAGCAAAUAAAACAGAUGAAAGAAAAGGCGGCCGAAGAAAGAAAGUUGCGUAAACUGUUCAAAGGAUUGAAAGUAUUCAUAAACAGAGAAGUACCGCGUGAGCCAUUGGUGUUUUUGAUUCGUUGUCUUGGCGGCAAGGUGUCAUGGGAUAAAACAUUGUUUGUUGGAGCCACAUUCGAUGAAUCAGACGAAACGAUCACACAUCAAAUUGUCGAUCGGCUAUCCGUUGGCAAGCAGUACAUGUCACGCGACUAUGUCCAACCACAAUGGGUUUUCGACUGUGUAAAUCAACGCACAUUGUUGCCAACGAAUAAGUACUUUAUUGGCGCCGUUUUGCCACCACAUUUGUCACCGUUUGUUGAUCCAAGCCGUGAAGAUGUCUAUAUUCCACCAGAAGAAAAGUCUCUGCGUGAUCCAUCGGCCAUUGAAAAACAUCAGCAGAGCUCUGACGAAGAGGAGGAUGAGCCAGAAGUAAAUAUCCCUGAACCAGAACGUGAUGGUCUAUUGGAAGACGCGUACCGUAUGGAAAAAGAAGACGCCGGUUCAGAUGAAGAGAUCGAAAGUGAUGGCGAUAAUGCUGCAUACAAAGAAGACAGUGACUUGGAUGAAGAUGACCAAGAUUUUGAUGGACAGAGCACCGAAAAGCGUGCCAAACAAAAGGAAGCAAAACAAAAAAUGGCCGUACAGAGUGGUAAAGUACACAGAGAAAGCCAACGGUCAAUUAAAAAGCAAGAGAUCGAGGAGCAUCGGUUGAAAGCACGCAUGGUCAAACCGAGACAUCGCAAACUCUUCUCAAAACUCAUCAACGAAAAACAAGAGAAACAAAAGGAAAAUUGGCUACUCGAAAAGAAACGGAAACGCAUCGAUGCUGCGGCCAAAGAAGAGAAAAAGAAGAAGAAAAUAGAAAACCGCAAGAAAUUAGUAGCUCAAUGAAUCAAUUUUCUCUUUUUUCAACUUUUUUUCUGUUUAUUCUAUUUACUCUGAAUAAAUCAUAUGAAAUAUUAUAUAAAAAUAA
Molecule: messenger RNA, 2095 nt
Organism: Sitodiplosis mosellana (orange wheat blossom midge)
Lineage: Eukaryota; Metazoa; Arthropoda; Insecta; Diptera; Cecidomyiidae
Product: pescadillo homolog
Exons: 3
Coding region: 160-2013 (617 amino acids)
Biological process (GO): ribosome biogenesis; maturation of LSU-rRNA from tricistronic rRNA transcript (SSU-rRNA, 5.8S rRNA, LSU-rRNA)
Cellular component (GO): nucleolus; PeBoW complex
Molecular function (GO): RNA binding
Source: RefSeq, a predicted model, not a curated record